Messenger RNA from Penicillium vulpinum, 792 nucleotides. Its product is annotated as sulfotransferase family protein. The record is from RefSeq and is a predicted model, not a curated record. Lineage: Eukaryota; Fungi; Ascomycota; Eurotiomycetes; Eurotiales; Aspergillaceae. The transcript has a single exon. Bases 1 to 792 code for a protein of 263 amino acids.
AUGGGCCAAAAAGCCUCCGUCCCCAAACAGGGCACCCAAAUCCAAGUCAUUGGCGCCGGGCUACCGCGCACAGGAACUUCAUCAUUCAGCGAAGCGCUAGAAAUCCUCCUAAACGGACCGGUGUACCACUGUGGCACACAAAUAUCGAUAGGCCCACCAACGGAGAUAAAAAGCUGGAUGCCAAUUCUACAGAGCUGGCUCAAACAAGAAAACAGCACAAGCCGGACCAAAAUGCUCACCCUCCUACGACACCGAUUGGCCGGCUACGUCGCCAUCACCGACUCCCCAGGUUCCGAGCUCGUCCCGGAACUCAUGGAGCUGUAUCCAGACGCCAAGGUCAUCUGCACAGUGCGUGAUCCUAUCUUGUGGGAGACGAGUAUGCUCCACGUGCAGAGUUUGACUGGUGUUUGGUUUGCGCGCGCUGUUCUACUCCCGCUGGACGGGAUGAGACAUUUUAUCCCGUAUGGGUAUUUGCUCGCUGCGCUCUGGGAGAGGCUUUAUGGUGGUGUUGCUGGUCAACAUGGUCGGGAGACUUAUGUGAGUCAUGUUGCUUGGUUGAAAAAGGUUGUGCCGGAGGAUAGGUUGGUUUUCUUUGAUGUUAGGGAUGGGUGGGGACCGCUGUGCAAGGCUCUGGGCGUGGAGGCGCCGGUUGAUGUGCCGUUUCCCCGUGUCAAUGAUUCGGAAGCUAUCGAGAGGUCUGUAAAUUAUCAUUUCAAGAGGGGCCUUACGCGCUGGGCUUGUAUAUUCGCUGUGCUUGGUGUUGGGGCGGCGGCUUUUCGCAUGUGGAAGUGA